AUGCGUGUGAAUUGUCCUUUGGUCGUGGGUGUAGAUGUGAUGCUGGAGGCGAUGGCAGCGUUUGAUACCAUAUAUGUUACACACUCCAUGUCCGAAUCGACGACACCUCCACUACCAGAGCAGAACUGCAGCCAAAAUGAGCUGCAGGAGGCAAUCUCAAUGAACCCUGACGAUGUGCAGGAUAAAAUGGCAGAGCCGGGCCCCGCCUCCGAUCAGAUCUUUUCUAAGUUAGCUCGCAGGUACUUCAGAGCAGUCACUUGGUUGGGUGCGUCUACGAGAUACACGACGAUCGGGAGCAAUCCGUACAUGGCCGGAGCAGAAGCAGCUCACCGGGAACCUCAUGCAGCAGUGAGUCAAGCCGUGAAAGCAGCCCUGCUAGGGAAUGCCCAAGCCCUCCUGAAGAUUGCCCAAUACAAGCAGCCAAAAAAGCUGUUUUUAAUAUGCUCUACCAAUAUCAGGCGAUACCGGUAA
Haemonchus placei is the source of this 471-nucleotide messenger RNA. NCBI's taxonomy places the organism in Eukaryota, Metazoa, Nematoda, Chromadorea, Rhabditida, Trichostrongylidae. The record is from the annotation of a GenBank genome assembly.